AUGGACCAACAUGCCGAAGCGCCUCGACGCAAGCGGAAGAGCAGGUUUAGCGAUGCUCAACCAGAUUCUGUAGCACCAGUAGACAAGAACCAGGCUGUGAAUACUGCUGUGUCAUCAUUUUCAUUGGAUCCUGCAGCUUUGGCACGAGCUGCAGCAGCCAAGAUCGCGCGGGCUAUUCCCGGGUCCGCUGCUACAACAACUGCAUCCAUGUCAGCAGCCAUAACAAGUGUGAAAGCGGUUUCGUUGGAUUCUGAAGAAAUGCGUCGGAUUGAGCAGGAGAAAAGACGUAGAACAGACCAGAUUUAUAAGUCGGUGCAGAGCCAGAUGAGCCACAUUAAGGCGCUGUUGCGGAAGCCUGGAGCUCCUGCGGCAGGAGCUGUGGCAGCUGCACCUGCAGCAACGCAGCGUGAUAUAUCUCUUAGCGGGAGUUUUAUGCCAGCACCAUUGCUUUUGGACGAACAGGGUCGAGAGAUUGAUGCCGCAGGGAACGUCGUUGCAGAGAAACCGAUGGUGACAUCCGUAGCCACGCUGAAGGCAAACCAAGGAGGAGUGAGAGGAGAUGAUGCUUCAAAGAAACGUCAGAAUCCGUACUUAUUACAUCGCACGGUGGAAGAACAAGAUAGGCUGGAGACAGUGGACCCGAGGCUAAAGACGACCAAACGAGAAACCCGCGCUCGCAAGACAUUUAACUUUGUUGCGCAAGGAACGUAUGUGAAGCAGGCAGAACAAGUGCGCGCCCGUGACGCCAAGAAGAUGAUGGCUGGGUUUACGUCGGGGCGUAACCCGCGAGGAUAUCAAAAGGAAUCGAUUGUUUCUAUUGAUGAUGAUGCAAGCACCGUCUUGGAAGAUGCUGACACGACUAGUAGAAUGGAAAUUGACAACAUUGAUAUUCCACCUCAGCCAGAGACAUGUACACCUGACAUAGAGUGGUGGGAUGUGGAAUACCUUCCACAGAACAAGCGUGUUUUAGUGGACAAGUUUGGGUUUAUUAAGGCUAAUGUCCGUAAAGAGCAUUCAGUUGUUACGGUAUCAUACGCUGAUAUGAAACUGAAAUACUGUGGGACUGCACAUGUUAUUGAGCAUCCUGUGCGUCUCAACCUGAUUGUAAAGCACGACGACACACUCGUAGCUGUUCCGCUCAUGCUCACUGGUGCAGAGCGGAAGAAAAUUCGGCGUCAAAACCGCGCUGAUCGUGAAAAAGAGAAGCAAGACAAGAUUGCACUAGGCUUGCUGCCGCCUCCUGAGCCCAAGGUGAAGCUGUCAAAUAUGAUGCGCGUGCUGUCAGAGCAAGCCGUGGCCGACCCGUCGGCAAUUGAGCGCCAGGUUCGCGAACAGAUAGCGCAGCGUGAGAAAAAUCAUGAAAUGCGCAACCUCGCGCGUAAGCUUACGCCCGAAGAGCGUCGGGAGAAAAAGCUUCGCAAGAUCAAAAAAGAUGCCGCUGGCGAUAUUCAUGUGGCGCUCUUUAAGGUGCCGGAUCUUUCGAACCCGCAGCAUCGUUUUAAGGUCGAUGUCAACGCGCAACAGUAUCAUCUCACGGGUGGUGUGCUACUUUGUAAAGAUAGUAAUAUCAACAUGGUGGUAGUGGAAGGAGGUAAGAAGGCUAUCAAGCAGUAUUCGAAGCUAAUGAUGCGACGCAUCGACUGGAAUGGGGACCGUGUGGCAGACGAGGAGUCAGAUAGUGAAGAUGAGGACUCGUCGAAGCACGGCAACGGGUGUCUGCUUGUCUGGCAGGGCGUCGUCGCUCGUAAGGCUUUCAACAACUUUCGUUUUCAGGAGUGUCGGACGUCUGUCACAGCGCGGAAGGUGAUGGAGGCCAAAAACGUCGCACAUUACUGGGAUCUCGUGGAAAAGUCUGCAGGCACUUCAGCAAUUACGCCUUGA
This is a messenger RNA of Peronospora belbahrii, 1881 nucleotides long. Lineage: Eukaryota; Oomycota; Peronosporomycetes; Peronosporales; Peronosporaceae. The record is from the annotation of a GenBank genome assembly.